Messenger RNA from Rhipicephalus microplus (southern cattle tick), 748 nucleotides. RefSeq lists its product as uncharacterized. Gene Ontology annotation, molecular function: protein binding. Gene Ontology annotation, cellular component: ciliary basal body. The record is from RefSeq and is a predicted model, not a curated record. NCBI's taxonomy places the organism in Eukaryota, Metazoa, Arthropoda, Arachnida, Ixodida, Ixodidae. Gene Ontology annotation, biological process: epithelial cilium movement involved in determination of left/right asymmetry.
CCUAUCGAGCCAGGGCUAUGAAUAUGCGCUGUGCACGCUCGCCUGCGAGUCCGGCAUGACCCAGGAGCCGUUUUCUGCUCGCGAUGUGAAGCAAUUGCUGCGCCUGCCGCACCUUGACAGGUCAGCCAGUGCUCGAAGGAAUUGUGGCUCGCAUGCUGAGCCAGCCAGAGACCGCCUCGGCUCAGACAUCCGUGCCGGCUGCUGCUGAUCCAAGGGGUGGCCAGGAUGAAAGCUUGUGUGCAGCCGCUGAGGUGCAUGCUGAGCUGAAGAAGCUCCAGCAGUCGGUGGCGGAAGCAGAGCAGAGGCUGCUGGCUGUGCAGCAGCAGCUGCAGAGCGCCCAGGGGGAGCAGGCUGUAGCACACCUACAGGCUGUCCGCCACAUGUCUGUGUUGACUGAAUUGAGCAGCGUGGGGAGCAAUUGCAUCCUGGAAGGCAGCACUCCGCCCACCUCGAGCAGUUCGAGGCCUACACAGAGCCAGAGAACUCGGAACUCUAGUGUGAGCAGUGUCUUCAGCCUUCCGCUGGAUCGUGCAAGGCGGCGUCUUCGGCAGCUAUCUCUGCAGACUGACUACCUAGAUGACAGACUUCGUGCCAUGAGGGACGAUUCGCUUUUGUCUAGCAUGUCCACCCACGAUGUGAGCUUGGCAUCUUGUGAAAAGAGCUCAGAGGCACACUCCUUCAAAGCAGAAUGAGCGAUUUUCUUUCUUGUAAAACAAGAGAAACCAAUACAAACUAAUAAUGCAUUGAA